UAUAUUGCUUUCGACUGCCGCGCGCUUUGGAAAGAAAUUUUUGUUGAUGAAAUUGAAUUUCAUUUUGGGAAGAACCAUUUCAUUUUGCAGGUCAUUGUUUUUCUUGAUGCGCGCAAAACAUUUUUUUUUAAUCUGAUGGCUGCGAAUAAUCAUCAUCUUGGAUCUCCGAUUAUUUGACGUGGGACUCUCAAUUAAAUUCUGCGGCGUGACGAAAUUGGAGGAAAAAAAAAGAUUUUUGAAAAGAGGAAAAGAAAUGUUGUCGGCGUUAAUUGUGGAAAGGAUUAUUCAUUUUUUUUUAAGAAGAAAAUGGAAAAAUCAUUUGCUCAUGCGUUGAGAGACAAUUACACUUGUGCCACUUGCGCAAAACGAAACGCGUCAUGGAGGGAUGGAGAUGGUUUCACAGUGAGUGCCGGCUUUGGAUUUUCUAAAGCAGCUGAGUAUCCAGUCGAUGGUGAGCCUUUCAAGGCGAUGGUUCUUGUUCUGUGUCGACUUUCAAUUCCUCAUAAUAUUUAUAUAUCGUCGCGCUGUCAACUGCACUACGUACAUUUUAUACAUUCAUCAGGAUUUUCUUAACCCUCUUCAGAAGAAAAUUACGUUCAAGAAGAAGAUUCACCUAUUUCCCCACCAUUAUGGAUCGAACAUCAAGGAUUAUGUUGAGAAAAAUUAUUCUCGACUUCUUUUGUCUUAUUAUCGUUGGAGUGUUCGCGUUGGUGUUUUACCUAUUUGGCAAACCGUAUAAGAGGGGAUUUUUCUGCAAUGAUGAAUCAUUGAACCACCCAUUCCAAGAUUCUACAGUCACGAGUCCAAUGUUGUAUGUUAUUGGCGUUUUACUUCCCGUUUCCACGAUGAUGGUGGCUGAAUAUCUUCAUGCUAGAAAUACUGGUCAGCAAUCGAAGGUAUUGCUGGGAUUUAAUAUUCCUGCUUGGGUGUGGACAUCCUACUGUAAGAUUGGACUAUUUGGUUUUGGAGCAUUCGCAACGAUUUUAACGACAGAUGUGGGAAAAUAUACGAUUGGACGUUUAAGACCGCAUUUCAUGAAAGUUUGCGUACCCAGCGUCAAUUGUUCUCUUCCUGAAAAUCAUCAUCAAUAUAUUGAGGAUUUCGUUUGUACUGCGAAAAAUUUAUCUCCAAAAAUGAGCAAAGAAUUACGAUUAUCUUUCCCAUCGGGCCAUUCAUCCUUCUCAUUCUACGCAAUGGUUUAUCUUGUGUUGUAUCUAGAAUUGAGGUUCACAUGGAAGGGUAGUAAAUUAUUGAAGAAUGUUCUUCAAUUUAUCUGUUUAUUAGCUGCCUGGUUCACUGCAUUAACCAGAGUUUCUAACUACAAACAUCAUUGGAGUGAUGUUCUUGCUGGUUCUGUUCUUGGAACUGUCAUUGCAGUCAUAGUGGCACUGAAUGUAGCAGAUCUCUUCAAGGAAAGGAGAACCAGUACGGAGAAGCUUCACCCGGCCGAAUACGAAGUGGAAGAUGGGACACAGAAAGAAGAAGAACCUUUACGAAUAACGGAUCCAGCCCACUAUGGAGGAAUUAAUAAUUGAAGUACAAAUGGAUUUCCAAGCUAAUGAUAAUUCAAAAAAGAAAAAAAAUAAUUAAAAAUUUUUUUUACUCGAAAUUUUGUACAUACCUGAUAAAUUUUUUUUAAUUUGUA
Leptopilina heterotoma is the source of this 1645-nucleotide messenger RNA. RefSeq names its product putative phosphatidate phosphatase (gene wun). Lineage: Eukaryota; Metazoa; Arthropoda; Insecta; Hymenoptera; Figitidae. Gene Ontology annotation, molecular function: phosphatidate phosphatase activity. Bases 630 to 1535 code for a protein of 301 amino acids. The record is from RefSeq and is a predicted model, not a curated record. The transcript is spliced from 9 exons. Gene Ontology annotation, biological process: signal transduction; phospholipid metabolic process; phospholipid dephosphorylation.